UAUGGCUGCCUUGUUCACUAAGUUUUUUUCUCAAGCUUUCACUAUCUUCCUAAUGAUUCUCCCAGCCCUGUUUUCCAAAACCAAUGCCGGAGUCAUUGUGGUUUAUUGGGGUCAAAAUGCUGGUGAGGGCUCACUCACAAACACAUGUAACACCGGAAAAUAUCGAGUCGUAAACAUAGGAUUUCUCUCAAAAUUUGGCAAUGGCCGAAGACCUCAAAUCAACUUAUCUGGCCACUGUAACCCAGCAUCAAAUGGCUGCCAAGGAGUGAGGGCUGGCAUCAAAAACUGCCAAAGAAAAGGCAUUAAGGUCCUGCUUUCGAUCGGCGGUGGCGCAGGGAACUAUGGACUGUCAUCUGAUGCUGAUGCUAACAGUGUAGCAGUCUACCUAUGGAACAACUUCUUAGGGGGCCAAUCAAACUCAAGGCCUCUAGGCAGCGCCGUUUUGGACGGCAUAGAUUUCAACAUCGAGAAAGGUGGACCUCACUAUGCUGCACUUGCUAGGAGGUUGUCUGACUACAGCAAAAGAGGCAAAAAAGUCUACUUAAGUGCAGCACCACAAUGCCCAUUUCCUGACCAGUAUCUCAAUGGUGCUCUGUCCACUGGCCUAUUCGACUAUGUUUGGGUCCAAUUCUACAACCACCCUCAGUGUCAAUUUACCACCAGCAACCCCAAUGCCUUCAGGGACUCAUGGAACAAAUGGACCUCCAUAAAAGCCGGCCAGUUCUUCGUUGGGCUUCCGGCUUCCCGUCAAGCUGCUGACAGUGGCUUUGUGAAUCCAAAUGAUCUGAAAAACCAAGUGUUUCCUUUUGUUAAGGGAUCUCCCAAGUAUGGAGGUGUCAUGCUUUAUGAUAAGUUCAACGAUGACAAGAGUGGCUAUAGUUCUCAAAUUCGAGGCAGUGUGUAACU
Messenger RNA from Prunus dulcis (almond), 906 nucleotides. Its product is annotated as basic endochitinase-like. Gene Ontology annotation, molecular function: chitinase activity. The transcript has a single exon. Lineage: Eukaryota; Viridiplantae; Streptophyta; Magnoliopsida; Rosales; Rosaceae. Gene Ontology annotation, biological process: carbohydrate metabolic process. The record is from RefSeq and is a predicted model, not a curated record. Bases 2 to 904 code for a protein of 300 amino acids. Gene Ontology annotation, cellular component: extracellular region.